CUCCUCUCGUAGCCCUCGGAGGAAGAUGAGUAACCAGCAGCCAGGAUCGCUAAAUCAUGGCAACAUUUAUGGAAAGACUUGCUUUUCUUCAGAAAGUCCCCACUCUGAUGAAGGCUACAGCAGAUGAUGAAAACCCCUGCCCUGGCUACCUUUUCCAAGACAUUGGGAAAAUCUCCCAUGAGUCUUCGGGAUGCGGUCAGUGUUUGUUGGAGUAUCUUCUGGAGAGGCUGCAGGUGGAGUCCUGCCAUGUCAAACUAAAGGUGCUGAAGAUCUUUGUCCAUCUCUGCAGUCAUGGUUCGAACCAUUUCCUCACAGAACUGCGAAGGAACUCCACCUUCAUCCAGCAGGCUUCAGUUUACAGCGGCCCUCCUGAUCCUAUCCACGGCACAGCGUUGUACCAGAAAGUUAGAAACACCGCCCAGGAAGUGGCCAGGUUGCUUUUCACAGAAACAAUUACCACCAAGGGCAGUGUCUCCCCACUCAACCUAGCCCCUCCAACAAUGGGGAUGGGCUCAGCAACCUCUCACAGGUCAGGAAUGCAGGGCUUUGGAUACAGUCCUGGAAAGCAGGCAACAGGUGGUGACUCUCUGCUGGAUAAGAUCCAGAAAGCUGCAGAGGUGGUGGCGAGUGCUGUCCUCCCCCCGACCGAACACCAGGGCAUCCGUCUUCACGACAACUAUUACCGGGCCGUAGCUGCACCCUCUGCACCCAUAGAGGUGGCCGUGCCGGCGUGUGCCUACAACCUGCCCGCUCACACUCCUAAAGCAUCGUCCCAGCGGUGCCCGGGUCAGGUGGGCGGCGGCUGGGAAGAGACAGAUAGCAGCAACGGCUCCUCCCACAACUCCUCUCAGGACAUGGCGCCUAACAGCAAGUCCGCUGGGACCGGGAGCCAAUCGGGAGCCAGUAGAGAGAGCAGCGGGGACCUAUCAGAGCGGGGGGAGGCCUUGCAGUUAGGGGACUGUGGCCAGGAGAUGGCGCUGAUCAGCAGACUGACGGAAGGCUCCAAAGCUUUCCUGUCCAGAGAGGAGAGCCAGCACUUCAUCAAAGAGUGCUCCAUUCUCAACUGUGAGGUGGUGGUGGAGCUGCUCUCGAGUAAGCUGCAAGACCCCUCACACACCGUUAAGAUGCGGGCUCUGUGUGCUGUUUCAUGCCUGAUGACCUCUGACCUCCUCUCUCUGGAACAAAUGUUUGCAGCUACACAAAGACGGCUCCGGCAGCUGAGUGAGGGGCCUCCAGGGCCAGUGGCUAACAAAGCCACCAAGAUCCUGCGGCAGUUUGAGGCUCUGAUGGGAGGAUCUGCACACCCCCCCAGGCAGGAAGCAGCUAACAUCCAUCAGGCAACUACUCAGCAGCUUCCUGCAGCUACAUACUUAGACCCUUUACUACCAACCCAGUCUGAUAACCACACCACCACCACACUUCAACAGCUCGACAUCUCACCCACAGGUGUCACCCCGCCACCAAAUCACCCAUCUUCUCCCUCUAGUCUGGUGGUCCAGAUAGACUCCUCAGUGGAGCUGAUGGAUGACGGUGAAGCGGGGAAACUUCCUCCCGUUCUGCACGAGUCAAUGGAAAACCAGGUGGAGUCGGACAGGACUGCCGAGGUUCACUCCGUCUCUGAAGAAUCAGAGCGUCUCACAGACGGCUCUUCGCCUUCAGUGGAGUCUCAGAGCGAGCAGCCCUGUCUGAGCAGACUGUCUCUGUUCAGCGGGAUGCAGCUGGUGACUAAAGGGAAGCCGCUGUGUAAAAGACAGACAUCCCAGACAGCGGUGGACACAAUGGACGACAGCUUAAAGGAGAACCAGGCUCUGCAGAACGGCAGUAAACCCAGUGACGACGCUGCUCUAAUUUGCACUUCAGUCGUGUGUGACAGCAGCCAACCAGUGUCGGCCUUUUCAUUUCUCAACUUUUGACCAAUGACCAACUUUUUGAAGCUGUCGCAGUUAAGCCAAUGAUGUCAUUAAGUUAAGAAAUCUAUUUAAUUCAAAAUCAAGAUCAGAUCUCUAAGAUUAUAUAGACAGAGGAUUUACAUUAUGUUUGGAUUGUGUGUAUGGAAGCAGAGAGGGUGUUUUAGAGUCAGUGCAAUCCACGGUUGAGAAACCCCUGAACUCUUCAGACAAUUAGCUGUCUGCCGUUUGUAGGUUGAGGCCUAAUUUUCCUAAUAAGUAUUAAACAAUAGUGCUUGAAUUACAGGUUGUUAUAGACGGUUGCUUUAUCUCAGGAUUCCUUUUAGCUGGCUGAAGAAACUCUAACGCCUCUGCAGCGAGCUCUAAACCUCAGAGGGAGAACGCCCUCCAUUUGUUAUUUGCACAAUUGCUUUUUCUUAUGGACUCGUAAAUCUGAGCGUGGUCUUCCAUAUUUUUUGGUACUUACCUCAUAUGUCAGUGUAAACGUCAUGAGUGUUAGUUUACAACUUAUUUAUUGCGUCUACCCAGUAAUGAUUAACAGCCGUCUGAGAGCGCAUGUGAACGGCUAAUAAGGAGUUUAUUAUUUGGAUAUUGUGUGUGCGCUGUAAACCUGAAAGUUACCGUAACUCUAAAAUGUAAGGCAUCUGAUGGCCUUAGUUAUUUCAAAUUGAUCCAAAGUUCUCAGAUCCAAAAUAUUAUAUAUCCAUUGCUACAAAAUGAAGAGGAGAUCACUUUACGGCAGGCAUUCGGGUGCUUUCCUGAGUGCCGUUACUGAAAUCAGAUGCAUAAACAGAAGAAAUAAAUACAGGGAAAUGUGUACUUAGAAUUAAGGCUAACUUAAUCUGCAAAAUUGUCCAAGUAAAUAACAAAUGACUAGUUAAAAUAUCAAAGGAACUCCAUAUAUUCACGUUGGGAUCAUUUUUGACUAAGUUUACACUACUUCCUCUUUUAAAUUGUUAACAUUUGGGUUUAUAGUGAAGGGAUAACAAUUCAUAAACAGUUGUUUGAGUAACCAAAUAAAAGGCAGAUUAAGUUCUGUUUAAUCGUUGUUCCGGUCACACUCUGUACUGCAGUGCUGAGGAAUGUGGCUCACACUGCACGCCAAAAGGGUAAUCCUGCCUACCGAUAUGUACAAUGAAUUCCACUGAUGCAUUUCAUUUCAGUGAACAUGAACUAUGCCGAGUAACCAUAAAACCUGUUGUAUUUCUUACAGCACAACUGCUACAUAAAGGUUCAACUGCAGACCCAGCUUUCAGCAACACCUUUAUUCUUCAGUCUUGUGUUUAGGAAUAUUACAUAAAAUAUGAGUCCCUUUCACAUCUCUCAUUUUAUUUGCAACACAGUGUACUGGUCAUUCUCAAACCAUACAUACAUACAUACAACAGGUAUGGCUGACAGGCGUAUACACACUCAGACGAUGUGUAAAACGUUACACACACAGCGUUCUUCUCUUGAGGCUGUUUUAGUGACGCUCUGUUCCUCACGCUGCCCGAGUCCCGUUCUCUCACGGCUCUAUAAUUAGCCGGCGUCUAAUCUGAGGUUGGGUUUUGGUGGAGCGGCUCAUCUGUUCCUUUACCUCGGACCCACUGACCUGCCACAAACACUCAAAGCAUGUUUAAAUACACUUUAAUUUAGAGCGGAAAACCCCCAGAAUAAUCAUUUGGAUAUCAAUUACUCUCACCGUGUUACCUUGGAUUUGUGUUUCUCACAUCCAAAUGUGAAAGAAGAGUCAAACAUUUUCAAAAAUCUCGAUCAUUUACCGAUUAUUGCCAAUCGUGUGCAGUAAUAUCCAAGUUUCAUUAAAUGAGAGUUUGAGAACGGAUGAUUUGACACAGUUCUGAUCUCGUUAUCGUGCAUUUUGAUUUACCAAAGUGUUUUUGUGGGUGAAUUAUUUCUUUAAGUUUGCCACUUUGAUAGGAGAGAAAUAAAGAAGCCCUAAUAUUUAA
This is a messenger RNA of Eleginops maclovinus (Patagonian blennie), 3853 nucleotides long. It is a transcript of the gene tepsin, whose product is annotated as TEPSIN adaptor related protein complex 4 accessory protein. The transcript is spliced from 13 exons. Bases 57 to 1913 code for a protein of 618 amino acids. Gene Ontology annotation, cellular component: trans-Golgi network membrane. NCBI's taxonomy places the organism in Eukaryota, Metazoa, Chordata, Actinopteri, Perciformes, Eleginopidae. The record is from RefSeq and is a predicted model, not a curated record.